AUGUGCCCGGAGGAGGACGGCGGCUGCGGCGGCGGCGGCGGCAGCGUAGCCGGCACCGGUGGCCCCGAGGCGGCGGCUGCGGUGGCGCUGGACGAGCUCCGCUCCUGGUGGGAAGUCCCGGCCAUCGCGCACUUUUGCUCGCUCUUCCGCACCGCCUUCCGCUUGCCCGACUUCGAGAUCGAGGAACUGGAAGCUGCUCUUCACGGGGAUGAUGUGGAGUUUAUCAGCGACCUGAUCGCUUGCCUUCUUCAAGGUUGUUACCAGCGCAGAGACAUCACAUCGCAGACGUUUCACAGCUACCUGGAGGACAUCAUCAACUACCGCUGGGAGUUGGAGGAAGGAAAGCCCAACCCUUUGCGGGAGUGCAGCUUCCAGGAGCUGCCCUUGCGCACGCGGGUGGAGAUCCUGCACCGCCUCUGCGAUUACCGCCUCGAUGCCGACGAUGUCUUCGACCUCCUCAAGGGCUUGGACGCCGACAGCCUCCGCGUGGAGCCGCUGGGCGAGGACAGCAGCGGUGCCCUGUACUGGUACUUCUACGGCACGAGGAUGUACAAGGAGGACCCGGUGCAGGGCAAAACCAACGGAGAGCUGGCUCUAGACAGGGGAUGUGGUGGGCAGACAAACACCCCAAAUGUUCCAGGGAAAACAGGCAAGAGACGAGGGCGACCUCCAAAGCGGAAAAAACUACUGGAGGAAAAUUUGCUGAGGGAGAAGGCAGAAGAAAACUUGCUUAUCCACGAGACUCAGAUAAGAAAUGGGUCCCAAGGGCCUGGCCGUGGAACAUGGUGGUUGCUGUGCCAGACGGAAGAGGAGUGGAGGCAGGUCACAGAGAGCUUCAGAGAGAGGACUUCCCCUUAG
This is a messenger RNA of Catharus ustulatus (Swainson's thrush), 858 nucleotides long. RefSeq names its product cat eye syndrome critical region protein 2-like. NCBI's taxonomy places the organism in Eukaryota, Metazoa, Chordata, Aves, Passeriformes, Turdidae. The record is from RefSeq and is a predicted model, not a curated record. The transcript is spliced from 7 exons. Gene Ontology annotation, biological process: chromatin remodeling. Gene Ontology annotation, cellular component: CERF complex. Bases 1 to 858 code for a protein of 285 amino acids.